GCGCUUGAGGGCAGGUGUACGAAACUGCAGACUUCACACACACACACACACACACUUAAACACACACUCACUAAUCUGUCCGAUAAACAGUCCGACAGCAUAUGGCCGUCUGACGGUGUUUGGAUCCGAGGAUCGGCGGCUAAUGAGUGUUGGCCAAGUGCUGGUCUCUACCUCUGCCCCGCUUACUCCUGUCCAGCUUUACAUCUCGCUCAGAUGAGCAGGACGCCCCGGAAAUCCCAUCCAAGUUGAAUGUUGACAUGGGAGAUUGGUGGAGUCCUGCAAUGAUGCCAGAUCCAUCUCUUGACACCAAAGAGCUUUCCAGUAUUUCUGGGAUCAGCAUGUCUCCCUCCAGGCUAAACUCCCAGCAUUCACUGCACUCCACCAUGGCUCUGCCCAAAAGCACCUACAGUGUGUUGAGUGCCUUCUGCACAGAGGAGAACAUAUCGCAGUGUGUCGCAUACAUCAAUCAGGAGGUGUGUUCACUGGGCUUGUCUGCAGUGAGUGUGGAGUGUAAAUCAGGCAGUGUGAGCGCCGUGCCGGUAUUAAAUCUGCUGUAUGAAGUGCUGCAGCUGCAGAGGAGAGCUCAGCGUGGCCUGCAGGAGCUGGAGACUCAGCAGAUGAAGAACUGCAGUGACCUCGAGCAUCUGCAGAACAACAACUGCAGACUCAAAGAUCAGCUGGAGCACACCAGGAGAGAGAACUCAGGCCUGCACGAGGGCGAGCGACAGCUGCAGCUCAAGAUCAAAACCUUGCAGAACUGCCUGAAGUCUGAGAAAGAGGAGGUACAGAAACUGCAGAGCAUCAUCUCCAGCCGUGCCACACAGUACAAUCAUGACCUGAAGCGUAAAGAGAGAGAGCUCACCAAACUGAAGGAGCGCCUCAACCAGCUGCUCGUGGACAAACGGGACAAGAAACUCUCCAUUGAAGUGUCAAACUAUGUGGGACGGUCAGAUGGCAAGAGAGGACUCUGGAAGACGGGCAAGAUGGAGGCUAGACACGAGGGUGAGAUGUACAAGGCUCUGCUGAGCGAUUACGAGGCGCGGCAGAGAUCUCUGAUGCUGGAGAACUCGGAGCUGAAGAAAGUGUUGCAGCACAUGAAGAAGGACAUGAUCGCCAUUCUGAGUCCAAAGAAAGUCUGCAUUAAAGCAGAGCCUGCAGACGACAGCCUGGAACAGGCUGGCUCUGAGUGUGAGGAGGAGGAGGAAGCUGGUGAAUCCAGCAGAGAGACUCUGGAGCAGUCCUGUGAACAGGCCCGCGAGCAGCUCACCAACAGCAUCCGCCUGCAGUGGAGGAAACUCAAGAGCCACAUGGAGAGACUCGACAGCCAGGCAUCCCUGGUGGCGUCUCAGGAGCGUGAGGCAGAGGAGCUGAUGUCCAGGAAGGAUCAGGAGGAAGAGCUGCAGCGGAUGAGACUGGAGCUUCAGCAGUGUAAAGAGUUCAUUCACAUGCAGCAGCAGCUCCUACAGCAGCAGAUCAGCUCACCGUGUGAUGAAGAGACUGCAGCUUUGCUAAACGACUGCUACACACUGGAGGAGAAAGAGCGCCUGAAGGAGGAAUGGAGACUCUUCAAUGAGCAGAAGAGGAACUUUGAGCGAGAAAGGAAGAAUUUCACUGAAGCUGCCAUUCGUUUGGGACACGAGAGGAAAGUGUUUGAGGAGGAUCGAGCUGCGUGGCUGAAGACACAGUUUUUGAACAUGACUCCAUUUGUAGAUCGUAAACGUCCAGCGUUGUCUGAACCUCACAGUGCAUUAUCAGUCGGCACAGAACCGGAGGCCAAACUGCAGUCGACUCCUCCGCUGUUCACCAAGUCUCUGUCCAACAGCGUUUUCUGCACCCCUAAAGCUGCCCCGGUAAAGAUGCCCACCACUGCCGACCUCUACCGCACACUCAACCUCAUUCCAGAGAGCAGGGGUCAUGGGAAAUGUCCGAGUGGUGAGAUGUUGAGCAGGUCGCGUUUGCGUAAUUCCUCCAGCGACUGCAGCGUGAUCUCGCUGGUCAGAGAUGAAAACAGCCCCGUCUGACGGUACGCCAGUGUUACACUCAACAAACUGCACACACACACACACUACAGAGGAUAAACACACACUCCAAGUCUUCCAUUCAUCCCAAUCACAGGAUGCUUUUCACCUCCGAUUCUCAUUUACCGUCGUCCCUUUGGGGAUUUAAAGCCGAAUCAAACAGAUGGAUCAAAUUGAUCCCGCUGACAAUCAUUUUAAUUACCUCCGCUUAACUUCUCAAUAAUAAAUAUGUAAAGUGGCCAAUGUGUGUUGAAUAACAGUCAUGAUAAUAGUCUAUUUUAAAAUGUGACCAGAAGAGUGUGUGGGCUGUGAAUGGUACAUUAAUCCAUUAAGCACUUUUUUUAAGAUGCACAACAUUCAUUAUAGCUUUUAAAUGAUGUUGAUGAUUCGCCAUUCAUAUGGUUGGGUUAGGUUUCAUAUUUAGGCUGCUUAAAGUUUUGUACUUUUGAUCACUGAGGUACUGCUAUGUGUUUAUUGCUUAUUUCUUGAUGCAAGAUUUAAGAAUAGAUUGCCAUUCACAUUUUCACUCGAAUGUUUAAUAUUUUUAUUGAGAAAUCAAGAAUGUCUUUGGUAACUUGAGAUGCUUUUAGAAUGUUUACAUAUUUGAGGACUGAUGUCUUUAAAUCAACGCAAUAAAGUUUGUAAGAUUUGGAAAAUA
Danio aesculapii is the source of this 2676-nucleotide messenger RNA. RefSeq names its product synovial sarcoma, X breakpoint 2 interacting protein a (gene ssx2ipa). NCBI's taxonomy places the organism in Eukaryota, Metazoa, Chordata, Actinopteri, Cypriniformes, Danionidae. The record is from RefSeq and is a predicted model, not a curated record. The transcript has 14 exons. The coding region runs from base 258 to 2021 and encodes 587 amino acids.